This is a messenger RNA of Hyaloscypha bicolor E, 1461 nucleotides long. RefSeq names its product high-affinity nicotinic acid transporter-like protein. The coding region runs from base 1 to 1461 and encodes 486 amino acids. The record is from RefSeq and is a predicted model, not a curated record. Gene Ontology annotation, biological process: transmembrane transport. Gene Ontology annotation, cellular component: membrane. The transcript has 7 exons. Lineage: Eukaryota; Fungi; Ascomycota; Leotiomycetes; Helotiales; Hyaloscyphaceae. Gene Ontology annotation, molecular function: transmembrane transporter activity.
AUGGCAGCCACCAAAACCGACAGUCUUGACAAUGCCGAGAAAUCUACAUCUGGACUUGAAAAUAACUUAUCAAGCGAGACAGAUGAGGAGUUCUACGUCGACCCUGUCAAAGAGGUCAAGUUAUUGGCGAAACUCGACCUGGCCUUCACCCCAGUUAUCAUGCUGGUCUACCUCUCCUGCUUCCUCGAUCGCUCUAACAUCGGCAAUGUGAAAGUCGCUGGUAUCCUAACCGAUAUCCACGCAACAAACUCGCAGUUCUCGACCGCUGUAUCGAUCUUCUAUGCCACUUACGUUGUCUUCGAAUCGCCUGCAGCGAUCCUAAUGAAGAAAGUCACGCCACGAGUAAUUUUGACGACGCUUUGUGCUGUCUGGUCACUCACCACGAUUUUCACUGGAUUUAUCACUAAUGUCGGCGGUCUUUACACCACCAGAUUGAUCCUGGGAGCUUGUGAGGCUGGAUUGUUUCCGUGCUUGAAUCUGUAUUUGACGAUGGUGUAUCGCCGAGAGGAACAGGCGAAGAGAGUGGCUUAUUUGUUCAGCUGUGCUGCUCUUUCAGGGGCCUUUGGUGGACUUCUGGCUUAUGCUCUCCUGCAAAUGGACGGUGUCUCGGGGAAGGCUGGGUGGAGAUGGGUCUACAUCAUUGAAGGAUGCUUCAGUAUCCUGGUAGCUGUAAUCGUGUUUUUUGGUCUCCCAAAUGACCCCACGAAUGCAUGGUUUCUCAACACCGAGGAACGAGAGAUGAUGAGGUGUCGCAAUGGCCAGAGACAGAAAUACCUUGGUUCCGAGAAGUUCUCUUGGGAAGAAAUAAGGAUCGAGCUUCGAGAUCCAAAACUCUACCUCAGCGGCCUCAUCCAGUUCAUGCAAGAUAUCCUCCUUUACGGCUUCAGCACCUUCCUGCCUUCGAUCUUGAAGGCAAUGAAUUAUAAUACCUUGCAAAGCAACUACCUAACAAUACCCGUGUAUCUCUGGGGAGCAAUAAUCUUCCUAAUCUUAGCCUGGAUCUCAGACCGAUACGAGAUCCGCGGACCAAUCGUAAUGUUCGCCAAUAUAUUCGGCAUAAUCGGCUACGUCCUACUCCUGACCGUCAAGCAGAACGGAGUCAAAUAUUUCGCAACCUACCUUUGUGCCGUAGCCGUCUAUGUUGGGCCCGGCAUAAACCUCACCUGGCUCAAUGUGAACGUCGCGCCGCAUUACCGUCGCGCGACUGCCAUCGGGCUCCAGCAGACGAUGGGCAACACUGCCGGCGCUGUAGCGGGCCAGAUUUAUAGAGCGGCGCCGUAUAAGUUGGGAAAUAGCUUUAGUCUUGGGGCGCUGUGUCUGAGCCAGUGCUUGAUAGUAGGCAAGAUUUGGUAUGUGAGGAGGGAGAAUGCGGUGAAGGAGAGGAUUAUGAGGGGGGAGGUGGAGGACAAGAGGAGGGUGAGGACGGGUGAUGGAGAGGUGGAUUUUAGAUAUCAUAUUUAA